CGUGCGGAUUGCGUGCUCCUCUCCCCGCCAUGAGUUGCUUCGGAACGACUUUCUUCGACCAACGCAUGCGCCAGUCGGGUACCUACCAGGUGAAGCUGAGCCGCGAAGGCCUGGAAGCCUGGGGUAUUCAGACCUUGCACGCAGAAGGCCAAGAUGAUUUGGUGAUUGCUAGCAUCAACCGGAACGGCACUCCUGUAGGCAAGUGGAACCAGAAAUCUGACGAUCCCGUGGUUCAUGAUAGGCCCAUUCUGAAUGUGAAUGGCCACAGCAGCAUCCAGGACAUGUUGGAUGAGCUCCGCUACGCCCGAACUUUGAAGAUGGAAAUCUCUCUUCGUUUGAGUCGUGAGCACCACAUCCUGCUCCGUCAACAUCGUAGGUCAGAGGAGCUCAGGGUCCGUGUGGCGAAAGUGGAAGCGAUGCUUCAGGAGGCGCCACAGAUGGAAGGCGUUGCUGACGCUUGUCCAGUGUGUUUGGAUGACAUGGCUUCACAGGGAUCGGUGAAUCGGCUUCCCUGUGGCCAUUGUUUCCAUCGAAGUUGUAUCUCCAAAUGGUUGGUCAAGGCAUUCUCUCCAACCUGCCCCUCCUGCAAGAAGCAGCUAGAGAUUCCAGGCAUGGAUGAGGGAGAAUACCAAGAUGUUGAAGGAAGUGACAUACAGGCGAUGAACUUUUGAUUUUCAAUGAUUUGCAAACUAGCAGUAUAGUUGACUAGGUCAGAAGCUGUGGGUCAACCACCGCCCAGUUUGCAUCCGUUCCAGAGGCUUUUUCCAGCAGAUGCGUUGCAUGCACUGCCGUGACCUAGGGCACUAGCGGAUCCAAUGACUUCACAUGUUCU
Molecule: messenger RNA, 832 nt
Organism: Cladocopium goreaui
Lineage: Eukaryota; Dinophyceae; Suessiales; Symbiodiniaceae
Source: the annotation of a GenBank genome assembly